GUGUAUGUGUUUUUAUUUUUAUUUUAUUUUUUUACUUUGUUUUUUCUCAAAGCUUUUGUCUUCUUAGUACAUCAUUUUAUUUUGGGGAAAAUCUUUAUGUCCUUUUGUACGUUUUUUGUUUGUUUUUUUUUACUAGUAAACAGAAGCCACCAGUCGAGCCCUCGUAGAUUUAUUUUUUCUGCUUCUUCCAGAUUCAUUCAUUUACUUUGAUCUUACGGGGGACUAUUUUAUGUUUGCUAGCACAGCGCUGUUUUUUAUUUUCAUUUAGUUUUAUUUUCGGCACAAGUACGGUGGAAGAGCCGCGGAGUGCUUUCGCUGAGCGCUGCCUUUUCGCGGCGGUGCUUGCCCACAUUGUGAGCCUCGCUCUUCCCGGCCCGAUCUCGCCGUUUUUUCUUUCUCCGCUCUUGUGCGAGCGACAUGGAUGAGCAGUCCCGGAUGCUGGCGGGUCUUGGCGGCUUGGGGGCAUUGAACCAGCCCGACGGAGGCGAUCCGGAUUCGGUUCGUAAACAGCAGCAGCAGCUUGGUCAACCUCAGCAAGACAUCGGGGACAUUCUGCAACAGAUCAUGGCCAUCACGGACGAGAGUCUGGACGAGGCACAAGCCAGAUCCUGGCCUGAUGAGCAGAGCUGGGGAAGCAGUGACAGCCGCACCCCUAGACUGAGUCAAGCUGGGAGUGCAUAUGCAGGGUCUCCACUGCCGCUUAAUUUCCAGCACAGAAAACACGCACUGAACUGUCACAGGAUGAAGCCGGCUCUCUUCAGCGUGUUGUGUGAAAUCAAAGAAAAGACUGUUUUAAGCAUCCGUGGAGUUCAAGAAGAGGACCCUCCAGACCCCCAGAUCAUGAGGUUAGACAACAUGUUGCUGGCAGAAGGGGUGUCCGGCCCUGAGAAGGGUGGAGGUUCAGCUGCUGCUGCUGCAGCGGCUGCAGCUGCAGGAGGCUCCCCAAAUGAUGGCAGCAUCGAGCAUUCCGACUACCGUGCCAAACUGGCACAGAUCCGUCAGAUUUACCACGCAGAACUGGAAAAAUAUGAGCAGGCAUGCAGUGAAUUCACCACUCAUGUUAUGAAUUUGCUGCGGGAGCAGAGCCGCACACGUCCCAUUUCACCAAAGGAAAUUGAGCGUAUGGUUAGCAUUAUUCACCGCAAGUUCAGUUCCAUCCAAAUGCAACUGAAGCAAAGUACCUGUGAGGCUGUCAUGAUCCUACGCUCUCGUUUCCUUGAUGCCAGACGCAAAAGGCGUAAUUUCAACAAGCAGGCGACAGAAGUCUUAAAUGAGUAUUUCUACUCGCACCUUAGUAAUCCCUACCCCAGUGAGGAGGCCAAAGAAGAGUUGGCUAAAAAAUGUGGCAUCACAGUUUCGCAGGUUUCUAACUGGUUUGGCAACAAGAGAAUCCGGUACAAGAAGAACAUCGGUAAGUUCCAGGAGGAGGCAAACCUGUACGCUGUUAAAACAGCGGUGGAUGCAGCCAGUGUGUCAGCCCAAGCCAGCCAGGCUAACUCUCCCGCAACGCCUAAUUCAGGUUCCUCCGGCUCCCAUAACAUGUCGAACUCGACGGAUUUGUACAUGACCAUGCGCACUCUCAAUGGUGACUCCUACCCAAGUUCUCAGGUGCCACCUAACCUGCAGACUCAGGUGGAUACCCUGCGCCAUGCUAUACACCAGACGGGAGGAUAUGAAGACAUGGCUGGCAACCCUGUCUACACCCCACGACGCAUUGAUGCCAAUGGCAGCUGGCAAGAUGGAACUUCUUCCUCCGUGACAUCACCCCCCGGAGGUCCAGGGAGUGUUCACUCAGACACGUCUAACUGAGCUCUUCCACAUUACCAAAUGAAACCAAGAAGCGAAAAUUAAAUAAUAAAGAAACGAUAACAAAAAGGCACCAUAAAACGCUCAUUCACCCGCCACUGCAAAUGACUGUUUCAAUGUUGCCAUCCAUCACACACUUUCCACCCAGGAUUCAAGAAACAGAUGGACAGAAAGCUGACAAAGCUGGAACUAUGAUCUUCAUAUUCUAAAUGUAUUUGAGCUGCAGACUGGCAUCCAGCAGACAGAGGAAAACUAACAUUGCCUCUGUGUUUGAAAAGUUACCAGAUAAGCAGGGCACUAGGUGAUGCUGUGCUAUAGUGGGGUUUUUUUUUUUUUUAGGUUUUUUAUUUUUCUUCGUCUCUCUCCCACCCACACAUUCCUCUUACCUCCCUGAACAAAACGCUUUUGAGUUGAUGGACAGCUAAUGAGUUCAACAUGUCCUGGAAUUAGUACUGGUCACAUCGUAGAGGGAGACGUUUUUGGAAUGCAUGACACCAUCAUACCAGGUGGGUGGGAUGGGUAUUGUGGCACUUUUUGUCUUUUCUGUGCAGAUUCUGCUGUGGCCACUAUGACUGUUAAGCUGUGCCCGUGAGACUCUUCCCCUCCAAUAAGCACUGAUGAACCAGGAUGAAAAUGAUACAAAGUGGAUCUUGGAUAGUCUCCGUAUGUUGGUUGGGAAGGUUUCCACAUUGAAAUUUUAAAAUGGAUUGUUUCUUUAUUUUCUUUUUGCUGCAGCAGCCAGAACAUGGAGAGAGCUUCUGUGGACAGCAUUCUAUAUCACUGACUAUCUAACCUUGUGCCCUGCUUUAAUAGACAAAGAACUAAAAGAAAGAAAAAACAAACAAACCAGGGUUUAAAAAUAGCUUUCACAGCCUAGAAAAUCGCUUCUGAUAUUAUGAAUACACCAAAUGGAUUUCUCCUUUUCUAUGAAAUGUUUCAGUUGUUGCUGUAUAGAAUUUUUUAUUUGUCUAAAAUUAAUAUUGCCUUCAUUGUCAGAUUCAGAGGGUGAAUUUUAAGAAAGGUUCUGCUGUU
Polypterus senegalus (gray bichir) is the source of this 2838-nucleotide messenger RNA. RefSeq names its product pre-B-cell leukemia transcription factor 4 (gene pbx4). The coding region runs from base 418 to 1809 and encodes 463 amino acids. Gene Ontology annotation, molecular function: DNA-binding transcription factor activity, RNA polymerase II-specific; RNA polymerase II cis-regulatory region sequence-specific DNA binding. Gene Ontology annotation, cellular component: nucleus. The record is from RefSeq and is a predicted model, not a curated record. Gene Ontology annotation, biological process: eye development; animal organ morphogenesis; regulation of transcription by RNA polymerase II. NCBI's taxonomy places the organism in Eukaryota, Metazoa, Chordata, Cladistia, Polypteriformes, Polypteridae. The transcript has 10 exons.